This is a messenger RNA of Yamadazyma tenuis ATCC 10573, 903 nucleotides long. NCBI's taxonomy places the organism in Eukaryota, Fungi, Ascomycota, Pichiomycetes, Serinales, Debaryomycetaceae. The record is from RefSeq and is a predicted model, not a curated record.
AUGAGUUUUUUCAAGCGCUUUGUCCCAUCGAUAGAUAAAAACUUCCAGCAAGAGCUCGAAGAAAGGCUGUUCGAGCAAAGUGAGUGUCCCAUAGACUGUGGAACGUGUCACUUCAAAUACCCGUCCUCCAUCAAGGUGGACGAAUCGUCCAAAUUGUGGAACUCAUCUUCACCAUACGAUAUACAUAUCUUGAUACCCACCAACAAAAGCAACUGGGAGCACAAUGCGUUGGACGACGCGUCAUUGCCGUUUGUCCAAACAUUCAACAAGUGGGUCGACCAUAACGCCUCACGCAUCAGUGGGUUGCCCAAGCAUAAUGUCAAGGUUAACGUGUGCUCGUUGAGCUCACCCGGACUUGAAAAUGACCCCGCAUACACGGACGGUACCAAGGGAGACUUGUUAGUGUUGCCGCAGUUUGUGUGGAUCCGGAAUGUCGACACUUCGGAUCUCGACGCCGUUCUCCCGAUAUUGAGCAACUUGGCUGAGGCUACCACCAAACUGGAACUCCACUUGGGCCAAACCGGAGGCCUUGAGGUGCUGGUGGAUCCCAACCAGUCGUGGAUCUUUCUCUGCUCCCACCGGACGCGUGAUAAGCGGUGUGGUGUCACGGCACCCAUAAUCAAAAAGGAAAUCGAUACAUACACCCGGGACUUGGGAUUCUACAGAGAUUUUGGCGACGAGCGCCCUGGUGGCAUUCAGGUGGCAUACGUUAAUCAUGUUGGCGGCCACAAGUAUGUGGCCAAUGUACUAAUAUAUUUAAAAAGCAGCGGGAAAAUGGUGUGGUUGGCCCGCAUUGGCCCCACCAACGUCAAGCCCAUCAUCGACGAAUGUGUGCUAGGUGGAGGGAAGGUGUGGGUAGAUAACGUAAGGCUCAUUCAGAAGUUCAAACCGGUUGAUUGGUAG